CCAUACUUUAAUAAGACAUCGAACACAUCGCCACUCUAAACCAGUCUUCUGAGCUUCCAAAGCAAAAACCAAGACUUUUCUCUUUGCUCUUGGCUUUCUCGCUCUAUAAAAACCAUUUUGCUCUGAUUUCUCUGUGGCGACCUUCACAACUUCACGUUUCUCUCUCUCUCUCUCUUCAAUCCUCGUCGGGAAUCUCAUGGCUGCUUCAGUUGCAGGAUCGGCCGCCGUCGUCUUCAAAUCCGCCGGAGUUGCAGAGAAAUCUGGACUUUCCGGUGCUCAUUUCCGGCAAUGCUCUUUCAUUUCAGGACACGCUGGGUCGAUUAAGCUCCCAAAUCGCAUCAACUUGGAUUGCAGAUCGAGGAGAUCGUUUGCUUCCUCCGGUGUAAAAGCACAGGUUGCCACUAUUGAACAAGCAAGCGUUGAUUCAACUCUAAAUGUGGAAGCUCCUGUUGCUAUUGUGACUGGCGCCUCUAGAGGAAUUGGCAAAGCCAUUGCAUUGGCUUUGGGGAAAGCAGGGUGUAAGGUUCUGGUUAAUUAUGCUAGGUCAUCAAAGGAAGCAGAAGAAGUUUGUAAAGAGAUUGAGGCGUGUGGCGGACAGGCUCUUACUUUUGGGGGAGAUGUUUCGAAAGAAGCAGAUGUGGAAUCAAUGAUUAAAACUGCGGUUGAUGCAUGGGGAACUGUUGAUGUAUUGAUAAACAAUGCAGGUAUUACUAGGGAUGGUUUGUUUAUGAGGAUGAAGACAACUCAGUGGCAGGAGGUCAUUGAUCUGAAUCUCACGGGUGUAUACCUGUGUACACAGGCAGCAGCUAAGAUUAUGAUGAAAAAGAGAAAGGGAAAGAUAAUCAAUAUAGCAUCGGUUGUCGGUCUUGUUGGUAAUGUUGGGCAGGCCAAUUAUAGUGCUGCAAAAGCAGGAGUAAUUGGCCUGACAAAAACUGUGGCAAAAGAAUAUGCAAGCAGAAAUAUUAAUGUUAAUGCUGUCGCCCCAGGUUUCAUUGCAUCCGAUAUGACUGCUAAGCUUGGGGAUAACAUUGAGAAGAAAAUCUUGGAGACCAUCCCAUUAGGAAGGUACGGCCAACCCGAAGAAGUUGCUGGAUUGGUGGAAUUCUUAGCCCUCAACCCUGCAUCCAAUUACAUGACUGGACAGGUGCUCACCAUUGAUGGAGGAAUGGUGAUGUAAAGAGAUCAGCAACCCAUUCUACUUGGUUUUUCUGCCAAACUACAUUUCCUUGUUCGAUGAGAGGCAGCGAAAUCACAAUUCAACUGGGUAUUACUAAAUCGGUGGAAGCUGAAGUAGACACUUUUCUAGCUUAAGAUAUAGCUAUGAAAUAAAAGUAACAGUCCAGAAAGUUUUGAUAGUAUUAUAGUCAUGUUUAAUGAAACCAGACCAUGGUUGUGUAGCAGUCUUUUUCAAAGCUCCUUUUGGCAAACAUUAAAUAGUUUCUAAAGUGACACAUUUCUGUCAUAUUUGCAGCAUUCAUACACUCAUUUUUCAUUUA
Messenger RNA from Cornus florida, 1496 nucleotides. RefSeq names its product 3-oxoacyl-[acyl-carrier-protein] reductase 4-like. Lineage: Eukaryota; Viridiplantae; Streptophyta; Magnoliopsida; Cornales; Cornaceae. The record is from RefSeq and is a predicted model, not a curated record. The coding region runs from base 197 to 1177 and encodes 326 amino acids. Gene Ontology annotation, biological process: fatty acid biosynthetic process. Gene Ontology annotation, molecular function: 3-oxoacyl-[acyl-carrier-protein] reductase (NADPH) activity; NAD binding. The transcript is spliced from 11 exons.